AUGGGCCGCGAGAUCAUCUCGCUCCAGGCCGGACAGGCUGGUAACCAGAUUGGACAGCAGUUCUGGCAAAAGCUAUGCGCCGAGCACGGCAUCUCUCCCAACGGCAUGCUCGAGGACUGGGCCGAGAACCAAGGAGACCGCAAGGACGUGUUCUUUUACCAGGCAGACGACGAGCAUUAUAUCCCCCGCGCAAUCCUCAUUGAUCUCGAGCCAAGGGUGAUCAACAACAUUCUCGCAUCGCCCUUCAAGGGACUGUACAACCCCGAGAACAUUUACGUCUCACCGCACGGUGGAGGCGCAGGAAACAACUGGGCUCAAGGAUACAGCGCGGGAGAAAAGGUGUAUGAUGACUUGAUGGAGAUGAUUGAUCGCGAGGCAGACGGAAGUGACAGCUUGGAGGGAUUCAUGCUCCUCCACUCGAUUGCAGGUGGCACAGGUUCCGGCCUCGGCUCCUUCUUGCUGGAACGUCUCAACGACCGCUUCCCCAAGAAGCUCAUCCAGACGUACUCGGUGUUCCCCGAGUCUUCAGACGUCGUGGUGCAGCCUUACAACUCGUUGCUGGCAAUGAAGCGCUUGGUCAACAAUGCCGACAGCGUUGUGGUUCUGGACAAUGCCGCGUUGACGCGUAUUGCGGCCGACCGCCUACACGUCCAGGACCCGAGUUUUGUCCAGACGAACCAGCUCGUCUCCACCGUCAUGGCCGCAAGCACGACCACCCUCCGCUACCCAAGUUACAUGAACAAUGACCUCGUCGGCAUCAUUGCCAGCUUGAUCCCCACGCCUAGGUGUCACUUCCUCAUGACAAGUUACACUCCAUUCACCGGCGACGAGAUUGACCAUGCCAAGUCCAUCCGUAAGACCACAACCCUCGACGUUAUGCGCCGUCUCUUGCAGCCCAAGAACCGCCUCGUCUCCACCACCUCGACCCGCUCGUCGUGCUACAUUUCGUGUCUGAACAUUAUCUCUGGCGACGUCGACCCCACAGACGUGCACAAGUCGCUGCUUCGUAUCCGUGAACGCCAGCUUGCCAACUUUAUCCCCUGGGGCCCUGCCAGUAUCCAAGUGGCCCUGACCAAGCGCAAGACGACGCAGAACCGCGUAUCGGGCAUCAUGAUGGCCAACCACACAUCGAUGGCAUCCCUGUUCAAGCGUAUGAUCGACCAGUACGACCGUCUGCGCAAGCGUAAUGCGUUUUUGGAGCAGUACAAGAAAGAGGACAUGUUUGCCAACGGCCUGGAGGAGUUUGACGACUCGCGCCGUGUGGUUGCCGAGCUCGCGGACGAGUACCGUGCUUGCGAGAGCGAAGGUUACAUCAACUACUCUUAG
Apiotrichum porosum is the source of this 1326-nucleotide messenger RNA. It is a transcript of the gene TUB4, whose product is annotated as gamma-tubulin. Gene Ontology annotation, cellular component: cytoplasm; microtubule; nucleus. The record is from RefSeq and is a predicted model, not a curated record. Bases 1 to 1326 code for a protein of 441 amino acids. The transcript is spliced from 6 exons. Gene Ontology annotation, biological process: mitotic spindle organization; mitotic cell cycle; cytoplasmic microtubule organization. Gene Ontology annotation, molecular function: structural constituent of cytoskeleton; GTP binding. NCBI's taxonomy places the organism in Eukaryota, Fungi, Basidiomycota, Tremellomycetes, Trichosporonales, Trichosporonaceae.